This is a messenger RNA of Erpetoichthys calabaricus (reedfish), 6083 nucleotides long. RefSeq names its product carboxypeptidase E (gene cpe). The record is from RefSeq and is a predicted model, not a curated record. Gene Ontology annotation, biological process: proteolysis. The coding region runs from base 265 to 1656 and encodes 463 amino acids. The transcript has 9 exons. Gene Ontology annotation, molecular function: metallocarboxypeptidase activity; zinc ion binding. Lineage: Eukaryota; Metazoa; Chordata; Cladistia; Polypteriformes; Polypteridae.
CGCUUCUGAGGCUCAUCUUUGAGAAGAUCGCAGCUACCCUGUGACUCCGCCUCGGACGGAGGGAAGGGCGCGGUCGGGGGGUGUCCUCGGAUCCUCGAUGCUGCGUUUCUCUCACGUAUCGCGACUCACAGACUGACACCAAGUGCAUCGGGGGCAGUGCGUCAUAGCCCGAGGCUGAGAAGCGGACUGAGAGACACCUCAAGAAGAAAGCGUACAGCCACUUAAUAAUAAAAGGGAGACGCCAGAGAAGAAAGGGGCUCCAAAAUGAAGGCGCUUGUGUUACUGGUGAUCUGCGGGGGGCUAGCAGUCCUGGCGGUGCAGGAUGAAGCCGCUGACAAGGUGGACAAAAGGUACACUCGAGACGGGGGGAUUUCAUUCGAGUAUCACCGCUACCCGGAGCUGAGGGAAGCCCUUGUGUCGGUGUGGCUGCAGUGCCCGUCCAUCAGCAGGAUCUACACCAUCGGCCAGAGCUACGAAGGGAGGGAGCUGUUGGUCCUGGAGAUCUCCGACAACCCCGGGGAACAUGAACCUGGUGAACCCGAGUUCAAAUACAUUGCAAACAUGCAUGGGAAUGAGGCCGUGGGCAGAGAGCUGAUUAUUUUCCUCGCUCAGUACCUUUGUAAUGAAUACCAGAAAGGAAACGAGACCAUCAUCAACCUGAUCCACAGCACACGGAUCCACCUCAUGCCUUCAAUGAACCCAGAUGGCUUUGAAAAGGCCGCCUCCCAGCCUGGGGAUAUGAAAGACUGGUUUGUUGGCCGCAGUAAUGCUCAGGGCAUAGACCUCAAUCGAAACUUCCCAGAUUUGGACAGAAUCGUCUAUAUGAACGAAAAGGAAGGCGGUGAAAACAACCACCUCUUGAAGAACAUUAAGAAGGCUGUGGAUCAGAAUACCAAGCUGGCUCCGGAAACCAAAGCUGUCAUUCACUGGAUCAUAGAUAUCCCGUUUGUCCUCUCAGCUAAUUUGCACGGAGGAGACAUUGUGGCUAAUUACCCAUAUGAUGAAACCCGCAGUGGAUCAACUCAUGAGUACAGCGCCAGCCCUGAUGAUGCGAUAUUCAAGAGUAUAGCCCAGGCCUAUUCAGGCCUCAAUCCAGUCAUGUCAGACCCUAACAGACCACCAUGCCGCAGGAAUGAUGAUGACAGUAGCUUUGUUGAUGGCAUUACCAAUGGGGGUGCUUGGUACAGCGUCCCAGGAGGCAUGCAGGAUUUCAACUACCUAAGCAGUAACUGUUUUGAGAUCACUUUAGAAUUAAGCUGUGAAAAAUUUCCCCCAGAAGAUACCUUGAAGAAUUACUGGAAUGAAAACAAAAAUUCACUCAUAACGUAUAUUGAACAGAUUCAUCGGGGAGUGAAAGGCUUUGUCCGUGAUUUGCAUGGCAAUCCAAUUUCCAAUGCAUCUAUAUCUGUGGAAGGAAUCAACCAUGACGUUACCUCAGCCAAAGAUGGAGAUUACUGGAGGCUCCUUGCUCCUGGUAACUACAAGAUUUCAGCCACUGCUCCUGGGUAUAUCACUGUGAUUAAAAAAGUGGCAGUUCCUUACAGUCCAGCAACCAGGGUGGAUUUUGAAUUAGAGUCCCUUAUUGAGCGCAAGGAAGAAGAGAGAGAAGAACUACAGGAGUGGUGGAAAAUGAUGUCAGAAACCUUGAAUUUCUAACCAGCAUUAUGUAUGUUUUGAAAGCAUAGAUAUUCAGAUUCUGUAAAAUGUGUUCCAACUGUGUGUUUAGCUGUGUUUUUAUUUAAAAAAAUGCAAAAAAAUCUUUUAUUAUCAUGAAGUAAUGACCCUGUGUUGGCAAUAAGAUGGACUCCUUCUGUACCUUUUGAGUACCAACUGUUUGCUGAUUUAAUUUGUAUUUCAGGGGCCAGUGGCAGUUUACCUUACAGAAAGAGUCAUGAGAUUCACUUGAAAGUUUUAGUUUGUAUUUUCCGACAUCUGCUAAUUUUUCUGUUUCCGUGCAUGGAUUAACCUUCGAUGACAAUUAAUCCAAAUGGAAACUCUGUGUUCUACUGUAGUGUAACAUUUAUUCACCGAUUCUCUAGUUUUUGUUUUUCUGUAUUUUCCCAACUCCAAUCAAUGGUGACUCUUAACUAAUGACAGUUAUCUCAUAUGUAUGUCAAUCUUGUUUGUUUUAUUUAGUUGUAACUGUGUACUCUUCACAUCUAUGUUGAAGUGAAGCAUUGAGGAGUCUUUUAUUUCUUCCAAGUGGUUUUUAGCCUUCUUUUUUUAAUGGCACACAAUUUUCUUUUUGGGGGUCUCAAAAAUUAGGGGAGUGCCCACUCAUCUUUAAUCAAUUUUAACCCUUUAAAUCUAAGCAUUGUGCACCGAGGACUGGACGCUUUUUGAAGCUCCUGUACAUACUAGAUACAAUACACGAGGUUGUGAUGGGGAUAUUGUACAGGCCAACCGUGAUUUUAAGAUAAGUUAAUUCAGCCUAGGCCAACCGACUUUGUCUGUGGUGUGAUUGGAUGAAUCCUACCCUUAGGAGAAACUGGUUUGGCCUAUAUAUGCUAAAGUCUAGUUUGGUCUCUACAUUUAUCCUAAAAUCUGAUUUUGGCCUUUAGCAAAUAUAAAAAAUGUAUUUUACAAACAUUUUAACAAAUGUUAAAUAACAAAAGGAGCGGGACCACCCUGUUUUCCAAGUUGAUCAAUGAGAGACUAGUGGGUGUGGAAACUUUUAGCACACAUAGCUGUAUGUUCAACUCUGGGUAACCCUGGUCAAUUCACUAAAUCCACCUGUUCUCAAAUUUAACACACACAUUUAUAUAUUUCAACUCAUUUUCAAACCUACUUAGUCCAGACCAGGGUCGCGGGGUUCGUGAGCCUAUUCCAGCUAGCAUAGGGCACAAUCCGGAAACAAAUCCUGGACAGGACGCCAGUCUAUUGCAGUGAGCACAAACACACACACAUGCGCACACACACACACAGGCCAAUUUAGUAUCGCAAGUUCACCUAACCAGCAUGUCUGAGGACAGUGGGAGGAAACCAGAGCACCAUUAGGAAGCCCACACAGACAUGAACCCGGCACUGCAUCACUGUGCUACACACACACACGUGUGAUAUAUAUAUAUAAUCUAUAUCUUGUGAACAAAAAUGUAAGGGAAAUGAUAAAGAGUUGGAAUUCUGAAGGAAGCCCCAAUUCAUGUCCUGGAAAAACAAUGGAAGGAUAAGUUGCAAAGCACAGCAAUUAAGCAGCUCGGGUGAAUCUUUGCAGGGUUCAAUUGAAAUUGCCUAGAGGUCCGACCUCUUGGGUAGCUGGAGUCAACCUGAAAAGCGACUUUUGGUUGAGUUCAAACUUAUAAGGCUAUGUAGACUGCAGAGGCAGAGUCAUGGCCUUUCUCCUGGAAGUGACAUCAGGGAUCUACCUGUGGGUGUUCCUCCAUUCUAAAGGCAGACGCAAAAGAGUGGUUUAGUUCCUGUGUCACGCACCCUUAACCUUCCCCCAAUUUUUCCUCCUGCAAGAACUUGGUAGACACUCCUGAUGCUCAUAUGUUUGAAUAUAUAUAUAUAUAUAUAUAUAUAUAUACACUAUAUACAUGCUAGCUGUGUAAGCCUGUGCUGUAAAAAGCCUGGGCUCCUAGAAACCAUGGAUUCUGCCACGUCAAUCAAUCAAUCGCAUUGGUUGUGCAUUAGCGGCUUAGCGAGGUUCUCUUUCCUCAGCGUUUUCGUUUUGCUCUCGUGCUCACCUCUGUUGUCUAUCACUGUCUAAGUGGGUUUCUCUUUCCUCAGAGGUUAUGUUUUGCCGAUGUGCUCACCUCACUUGUGUAUUAGCAGCUAAGCGAGUUUCACUUUAGCGGCAGAGUCACUUUCUUUGAGCUUCAUGCUGUACCCUCGCACUUCCGGGCCGGACAGAUAGACACACACACUUCCACACGUAGAUGCUUAUAUAUAAAAUUAUAUAUAUAUAUAUACACACAUACUGUACCAACAGGACUGCAAAACCCAGGAAUAAAUGCUCCAUUGAACCCUUGAGUAAUACACCUGAAAAUUACUCCAGGGGCUCCUGUGCUCUGAACCCUAAAGGUCAUAAGAAAAGAGCAUUUUCCCUCGGGGAUUAACAAAAAAUUAUAUCAAAAAUGUUUAAUCCAACCAACAAAAGCAAAAAUAAGUUGCCGCUAAGCACAUAAGGGUAACAAAAAUGUCCAAAAUGAAAAGAAAAGCCAUUAGCUGUAUUUAGCUGGUUUUUAGGUCACCUAAUGGGGGCUCCAUUCUGUGGUGUAUUCCAUUCAAUCAAGAACGCCUCCUUCCAGUGGCUGUGGGAUUCAUAGGCGGGGGUUAAGUUGCCCUCAUUAGGCAUCUUCUGUGUGCUGUGGAGGAAAUAGAAGAGAAGAAGGUUAGCAUUAACACCCUCUCUUGACCUGGGAUGAGCCCAGAGAGUGAUCAUAAACACACAUGCAUGACACUAUAUAUGUAUAUAUAUAUAUAUAUAUAUAUAUAUAUAUAUAUAAUGUAUAUGUACCCAUUCAUCCAUCUUUUAAGCCUGCUUCAUUCUAAGCAGGGUUGUGGGAAAGCUUAAAGCUCAUCCCAGCAACCACAGUGUGCAAAGCAGGAACAAUCCCUGGACAGAGCAUCUGGUACCACUUCUCAAGUUUGGGCUUCUGAGUUGUACAGAAAGACAGGCAGAUGAUUGCUUGCAAACAGACUUCAUUGAUGAACUUGAAAGAACAAUAUCAGAAUCUUGGAAAGGCAGACUACAAACAUCACUUAUUUCACUCCAGUUGUCAUUUCCUAGAAACUAAAAGAAUUUACAGGUGUCUCCAUCAGUGCUAUCGAGCUCCUUGAAUAAUCCACAGGAUCGAAAACUCAUCUGGGAAGCAAACCAAAAUACUGUGCAAGUAACGUGACUUUUAAAGCUUCCUACCACCAUGAGAUGUGAGCUUACAUGCUGCCACUUUAGCUGUCUACUGCUGAUUCCACACAGAUAAAAUUCUAAGUUGUCUGAAAGUGUGUAUUUGCUAUCUUUUUGUAAGUGUGUUUUCUCUGUAUGUGAUCCAGCAUCAGAGAAUGAAAGUGCAGUGCUACUGCCCUUCACCUGCCUUGUGCUCACUCAGGCUGGCUGCUGGGAUUGGAUCUGACAUGGAAUAAGUGGUUUGAUAAUUUUAAGCUAAUCUGAUAUCAGAUAAACAGAUAUGUGUAUAUAUACGCUGUAUAUGUGUGCAUUUGUGUGUGUGUGUGUGUGUAUAUACACGGUGUAUAUAUAUAUAUGUGUGUGUGUAUUUAUUUAUACGUAUUAAUAUAUGUAUACGGUACUGUAUGCACUGUACUUUGCACUGUUUGUACUGUAUACAUAUAUGCAUAAUCAGUGUGUAUGUAUGUAUAUAUAUAUAUAUAUAUAUAUAUAUAUAUAUAUAUAUAUAUAUAUAUAUAUAUAUAUAUAUAUAUAAAUAUACACACAGAGUAGUUAAUGCUGAACCUUCAAAAACCCAGCAUGCUUGGUUUGCAUCAGGUGGUGUGGUGCAUAGUGUGGUGUGCUUCUAGUUCUGUUCCCAUCACUGACACUGUGUGAUCACUUUCGGUACCUGAGCUCUUUUAAUAAAAACAUAUAUAUGUAAAUACUUGUAACCCUUGGUAAGGGUGCCUGUUUAAAAUGUAAUACUUCAUAUAAAUCAUGGAGAAUAAAGAUACAAGUGGCACCUAAAUAAUGGGAUAAGCAAAUGCUCUUUGUAAUCUGAUUCUGUUGUCACAUCACCCUGACACUAUUGUAGAAGUUCUUUGUCACCAAAAUAGAAUACUUUUUGCACAGCUUUGCAGUUUUUUUAUUAUCAUGAGAUAAAACUUUGAGAGGUAAUGAUAUUCAAGAUCGCGCUGAUUUCUGACUUACGUUGAAUCUGGCGAUAAUAAAUUAUACCUGCGUGUGUGAGACGAUUGACUGUAUCUGUUUUGCCCAAGCUUGUUUCCAGUUUUCCACAGUUAACUUGUGCUGUGUAAUUCAUUCUAGCCAUGCUGUCAGUGCUUUAUUGUACUUCUUGAUAUUUUGAACUUGUGUUCUGUGGAUUUCUUUGUUCAUUAUUUGAUCACUAACUUAACAAUGACGUUCUAUUUAAUGCCCAAGUCUAUUUAUGUCCAAAUAAAAAUCUUAAUUAGAA